UCGAUUUCAACGCGAUGGCUGAUCAAAAGAAAGUAUCCGAGGCGGCAAAGGAACGCGAAAUCAAGAUAUCGUCUUCGGAUAACGAAAUCUUCUUGGUCCCACGCAAUGUGAUCCGUCUCUCAAACACUAUCAACACUCUCCUGAUGGAUCUUGGACUCGACGACGAAGAAGGAACCAACGCUGAGCCAAUUCCAGUUCAAAACGUCACUGCCUCGAUUCUGAAGAAGGUCAUUAGUUGGUGCAACCAUCAUCACUCCGAUCCUAUCUCGACUGAAGAUUCCGAUAACCGCGAGAAAAGAACUGACGACAUAGGCAGCUGGGACGUCGAGUUUCUUAAGGUUGACCAAGGAACCCUUUUCGAGCUCAUCUUGGCUGCCAACUAUUUGGACAUCAAGGGACUUCUUGAUGUUACCUGCAAGACUGUUGCUAACAUGAUCAAGGGAAAAUCUCCAGAAGAGAUUCGUCGCACUUUCAACAUCAAGAACGACUUCACCCCGGAAGAGGAAGAGCAAAUCCGCAAAGAGAAUGCCUGGUGCGAGGAUUAAAUUACCCUUCAGUUUGCCUAUUUCUCUAUUACAUUUCUAAACGACAUGUCGCUUCCUUCCCCUUCACACUUCACACAUUGUCCUGAUAUGGUCUCUGUCUAUUUUUUACAUCAUCUCUGGCAGCCCAAAAACUUCUUCCUUUUUUCACCUAAUUAAAAUGCAUCUUUUGAAUUUUAACCGCCAUUCUAUAUUUAUACCUAUAAAUCACCGACCGGCAAAAAUUAUGCAGUGUGAGAUUCUCACACAUUUCCUCCAAUGAACAUCAGUGUGUCCUUUACGUGAUUGUACAUGCCUAAAAAUAAAGUUGAUGAGACGAUA
Molecule: messenger RNA, 863 nt
Organism: Caenorhabditis elegans
Lineage: Eukaryota; Metazoa; Nematoda; Chromadorea; Rhabditida; Rhabditidae
Gene: skr-1
Product: Skp1-related protein
Biological process (GO): ubiquitin-dependent protein catabolic process
Source: RefSeq, marked reviewed